Pseudomyrmex gracilis is the source of this 1249-nucleotide messenger RNA. RefSeq lists its product as uncharacterized. The transcript is spliced from 7 exons. The record is from RefSeq and is a predicted model, not a curated record. Lineage: Eukaryota; Metazoa; Arthropoda; Insecta; Hymenoptera; Formicidae. Bases 11 to 1240 code for a protein of 409 amino acids.
AGUGAAAGACAUGGCACACAUUAUUCGGUCAUGGGGAAUGAAAGAUUCCGUAGAAUCAAAUAUUAUCAAAAUAUUGGAAGAAAAUGCAAUUAGCGACGAAAAUUUAUCCGAUCUUACUCCAGAGCUUAUCAAAGAAAUGAUACCUCAAAUUGGAUUAAGAAUCGAGUUCUUGAAGAAAUGGUCAGCGGUAUUUCAAACAGAGAAAAUGUCUGAUGUUACGGAUUCAAGUGCAGGAACAUCUGAAGCAUCAGACAAUUUUGUAUCACAAAGUUCAUCUGAGAAUGCUUAUAGUUUAAAAAGACAGAACGCUUUUAGUGGAAAACUGAUGUAUGCCUUAAGAACAAAAACUAUCAAUAUCAAAGAAAUUCUAUAUAAGAAUAUUCAAGGAAAAGCGAUUUAUAAAUCAUCAGUAGACGAUCUAUCCGAUCAUAGAACCGACAAUUCGGACUCAUUCUCUGAUGAAGAAAUUGUUGUUAAAAAUUGGAAAAUUACGGCUGAAUAUCGACGAAAAAGUAUACAAUCAAACCGAGAUUUAAAAUUGUGUCAAAUUUUUGAAAGUUGGCCCGUUCUCAAACAUCCCAAUGCAUAUACAUUAAUUGAAGAAGAUUACUCUUAUCUAAAAUUGCCAACGCAAGAAUUAACAUUAGAAAGUUGGGAAAAGUUUUUUGCAAAAAUUUUAGCUGUUCGACCACCAAAGAAAGACGAUAACAAUGCGCAAGCUUUGCUAACGCUGAUUCAAAGCGACAAUUUGACAGAUAAUACAAAAAUUAUUUUGCAACUNAGACUUCUUCCACAUUUACUUCCACCUAAAAGCCGAACCCGUCUGAAAAAAAGUCAAUGGAAACCAUCGAUACCUGAAUGUAAAGAUAGCAUAGUUAUUACAACUACUUUAAUAGCAGACAUCACAAAAGUCCAAGAAGAAAAGAGAAAAGCAGCCGCGGAUUUAGGAAUUACAUUACAGCCUUUUAUUAUUGCUGUCGGCCCAUCCAAAGCGGAUAUUUCUGAUAUUUUUAUAUCAGUUGAUGACACCUUGUACAAGGUAUUGUCAGCUCUGAAAGCUAUAGACUUAUGUUUCAAAAUCUUUCAAGUUUUUGACGUUGAAUAUCCGAUUGAAAGCGCUCAUAUAUGGUUGUUAUUUCAAAGAAUUUUAUAUGACUAUGAAAGUAGUUUGGAUAAAAUGACUCCAAAUAUAACGGAAACAAUAAGUGAUAUGAUGACAUUUCAGGAUAAAAACACGUAAACAGUCAAA